CAACUUCGAAUUUAGAUCAUCGUUGCCAUGUCUUGUUCGGACGAAGAGUUGCCUGAAAGUAUCACUUUUUCUGAAAGUCGACAACGUUUUCAUAAAAAAUUGAAAGAAGAAAAGGAGUCAAAGAAAGCUCAAGAUAAGCGCUCUGUUAGAUAUAAACAACUCGACAGUCCAAUAGAGCAAAGCAAUACAUAUGAGCUGUUUCCACGGGGAGAAGGGAAUAGCUCUCGUUUACAGGUCCCAGAAACGGAAAUAUUUCGCCAAGCAGCAAACGCGACACAUGCAGCAAGAAGUAAGACAAUUUAUUUGCAGAAGAGUGUUCAACGAACCUUGCAAAAGAGGUCCAAGAAAAGAUUGGAUAACGUUGAGAUCAUUUUGUUGUCAGAGAAUAGCAAAUUGGCAAAUGGAUAUACAACUAGUGGUCAACCAGAGAAGUUUCUGAAGGAGCACUUUUAUGGUGGUCGACUGUUACGUUGUUCGAAAAAGGAUGCCAACCUUACAAGGAGCAAACAGCUUCAUCGUCCUUCACCUUAUUUUCACGGAUGAUAUGCAUUCUCGAUUGUUUUACUUUACAGAAUGUUAUUAUUGCGCGCUUUGAUAUGACAUGUAAAUGGAUUAUUGAAGUUAUUGUGGGAUAUUUGCUAUGGCUUUAUCCAACCUUGUGAUAAUAGACAAAUGGAAUCCGUAAGUGAUGAUGGUUUUGAACGGUGUCAAAGUGAAUACAGCAUAAAGAAUAGUUUUCUGCU
This is a messenger RNA of Galdieria sulphuraria, 743 nucleotides long. RefSeq lists its product as uncharacterized. The coding region runs from base 28 to 543 and encodes 171 amino acids. The record is from RefSeq and is a predicted model, not a curated record. The transcript has a single exon. NCBI's taxonomy places the organism in Eukaryota, Rhodophyta, Bangiophyceae, Galdieriales, Galdieriaceae.